AUGAUUUUUAUUCAGCUUCAAAAAAAAAUAAAUAUUCCUAAAAGAAUUAGAUUGUCUGUAGCACAAGCAUGUGCUGAAUUUUCGGAAUUAGAUGAUCGAGCUUUUGAAGCAAUGAAAGGAAAUGGUUUUCAAAAUUUAGCACAAGUCUUAUUUGAUGCUGGUCGUUCAUGUAAUAACUCGUCGAUACAAGUACAGGAUAUUCUUCCACAUCCUACUACUGUAAGACAAAUCAAAUUUUAA
Rotaria sordida is the source of this 240-nucleotide messenger RNA. Lineage: Eukaryota; Metazoa; Rotifera; Eurotatoria; Philodinida; Philodinidae. The record is from the annotation of a GenBank genome assembly.